GGACAGCAGCGCACUGCUCAGGCGACUGGCAGCUCUCUGCACGGAUGAUAAAGAACUUGGGAGAAGGAAAUGGUCAAGAUGGCAGCUGUGUUCGGAGUGAUAAAGCUGAUGUGGUGGCAUUAGGUGUAGUAAUUUUCUGUUUCUCUGGCAUGCAUGUCGCGGGAUCGCGGCGCAGGACGCGGACGCUUGUGAAGGAACGCCGUUUGGAUCCCUCUAAGACUCGCCGCUGAGUCUGCCUAUCUUGAACUCCACAUUUAGCCGAAACUGCAAUGCACGUUGGCCAGGGUGUGGGCUGUGCACGAGAAAAGGCAAUGUUUUGUUAAUGCUGGGCAGCCCCAUCAGCUCUGUGCUGCGGAUAGACGCCGUGCAGGAGGACAGAUAGACGGACACGUGCUGGGACUCGGCUGCAGGCUGGACAUCUGCAUAUCGUGCAUAGUAAAUAAACUGUCUCCGAAGCCUGCACACAACAUUGAUGGAAUGCGACCUGAGUGAUUUUAUAACCCUUUGUGCAACGACCGAGAUAUUGCGAUUAACAUGGCUGAGGCGCCGCGCAACGGCAACGAGCCUCCCUUAAACGUUGAGAUAGAUCCGGAUUUCGAGCCCCAGAAGCGGCCACGCUCCUGCACCUGGCCCCUUCCCCGUCCGGAGUCUGGUGCGGGCAAGCCCGGGACAAAUGACACUGACGUAAUCCCCGAAGAGGAGGAUGAUGAAGGUGGCAGCACGGGGAGCGGCGAUGCUCAGAAAGCCAGCAGCGGCGUUCUCGAACCCCGGGAGCCGAGCAGCAGCUCCGUCUCCCAGCCCGUGGAGGUCCAGCGCGGCCCCCGUAAGGAGGAGGCCGCCGACGGCUCGCCUUCCUCCGCGCAGACCCCCGCCGCGGCUCUGGGCGGCUCUGCCUCCCAACAGCUGAGGAAGUCCUCCGCCCGCAGGAACGCCUGGGGCAACUACUCCUAUGCAGACCUCAUUACCCAAGCCAUCGAGAGCUCCCCCGAGAAGAGGCUGACCUUGUCCCAAAUCUACGACUGGAUGGUGAGGUCUGUGCCGUACUUCAAGGACAAAGGCGACAGCAAUAGCUCUGCUGGCUGGAAGAAUUCCAUCCGACACAAUCUGUCCCUCCAUAGUCGUUUUGUGAAAGUCCAGAAUGAAGGAACAGGGAAAAGCUCCUGGUGGAUGGUCAACCCAGAAGGUGGGAAAGGAGGCAAAGCUCCCAGACGACGGGCUGUAUCGAUGGAUAACAGCAAGUACAUCAAAGGAGCUCGAGGACGUGCCACCAAGAAGAAAGCCUCGCUGCAGGCAGCUCAAGACGGCAGCUCAGAGAGCUCCUCCAGCCUCUCCAAAUGGACAGGAAGUCCCACCUCCCGCAGCAGUGACGAGCUGGACGCCUGGACAGACUUCCGUUCCCGGACCAAUUCUAACGCCAGCACACUCAGUGGUCGUCUGUCCCCGAUCCUGGCCAACCUGGAGCUGGACGAGGUGCCUGAUGACGACUCGCCCCUAUCACCGAUGCUGUACUCCAGCCCCAGCAGCAUGUCCCCGUCAACGGGGCCCACAGGGCUCUCUGACCUGGCAGGCACCAUGAACCUCAACGACGGGCUCGCUGACAACCUGAUGGACGACCUUUUAGACAAUAUCAGCCUGACAGCAUCCCAGCAGCCUCCUCCUGGAGAGGAAGACAGCGGAGCCAACGGUCAGGGGACGUCAGUGUUUACCUUCAGCUGCUCAGGAAGCAGUCUGGGUAGCCCCUCUGGCAGCUACGGGCCUAACCCACUUUUUAGCCCUCCGUCCAUCACAAGCCUGCGGCAGUCGCCCAUGCAGACCAUCCAGGAGAACAAGCAGACCACCUUCUCCUGCAUCUCGCACUUCAACGACCACCAGACCCUGCAAGAUCUGCUCAGCCUGGACUCCCACAGCCACAGCAACGUCAUGCUCACCCAGUCUGACCCGCUGAUGUCGCAGGCCAGCACCGCCAUUGCCCUGCAGAACUCCCGCCGAAAUGCCAUGCUGCUCCGCAAAGACCACAUCUUGGUGAACCACACCAGCGCAGGUCAGGCCCAAAGCUCUUCAGUGCCUGGUUGGCAAGCUGGCUUGUCAACCUCUGACAACGACGCCGGCCACAACGACGCCAAGCAGCCGCACCUGAAGUCUCCCAGCAAGAACGCCUCUAUGCAGCUUGGCUCUGGUUUGUCGGGCCAGGACCGCUUUCCCGCCGAUCUGGACCUCGACGUGUUCAACGGCAGUCUUGAGUGCGACAUGGACUCCAUCAUCCGCAAUGAACUGAUGGACGCAGAUUGCCUGGACCUCAGCUUCGACUCCCGCCUCACCUCCGCCCAGAACAGCAACAGGAAUUCAGGAAGCUUCUCCAGCUCGAAACAGACCUCCCCUCACAGCUGGGUCCCAAGCUGAGAAGCUCCGUCAGAGCUCAGCAUGGGUUAAAAAAAAUAAAUCAAUAAAAAAGAAGCGGGGAAAAUGUAAAUUGGGGUCUUUGUCCUGCAUUGUGCAACUAGAGGGAAGGGAGUAUGUAAAAGUGUAUUCAUGUAGUAUUUUUUUCCAUUAUUUUUAAUGUGAGGCAUUAAGUUUGGUACUGUAUUCUAAGUGUCUGAGACACACAAUGGUGUCUUCACAGAGGAGAAAAAAAAAAACGUCUUUAAAAAGAUCAAUGCCUGGGCGGUGUGAACAACAGUAUUGACUGGAAUGGAAGUACAGGACAUUUUGUUAAAACUAUACGAAAAGCAUCAACUCGUGUUAGUCUCAGGGAAUCACUCAUACGCUAUCACAAAGUGAUACAUGAAACUGAAGAUCAAUUAUGUUUUCGCCCUGCUUUCUCUCCUCUUUCACACCCUUUCAUACCUAAACCAACAUUUUUGCCAAACCAGCUGUCAGCCUGUGGUGAGGGACAGCCUGUUUACAGAAAAAGCUGCAGAGAAUGUUACAUUAUUACGUUCCAGUGGAGGAUACUUGACAAGCUUUUUUUUAUUAUUCUUAAACUUCUUUGAGAGACGUAGCCUAAAUGGACUAAAAGAUUUAAGAAAAAAGUGUUGAUGAAAAGCUUUUUUGUUUUCUCUCCCCCAUUGAUGCACAGAUUCGCGCACCAAAUAUCACUCUGUAGAGGUUAGUAUGUUAUCAAGAUGUGAACUGAUCUACAUUGUGUGGUUUUUGUAUGUAAUGUUUUAUUUUUAUUUGGCGAAUUUUACCCUGUGAUUUUAGUGACAUUACUGUGAAUUCUGUUCCUUCUGAAGAGGUGCGUUACUGAAGUCUUGAUAAUAUGGUGUUUCUGCUGCAGAUCCCUUCACCAUCUUCCCCCCCCCCCCCCCCCCUCUUCCUCCUCCCCACUUACUGCAAUAUUGGAAGUACUGCUCAGUAUACAGAGUUUAGGACAGAGUUAAGGACUGUGUUUAGCGAGCAACAUGAUUUAGCUCUAGUUAACACCAUUUACAUUAGCAGACACUUAGAACUAUUUGGAUCACAAUAACCACAGCACUCAACUACAAUAUUUUGGUGUUUGUUAAUUUGAAGGAGUUCUUGGUGCUAUAAAUAAGAAGAUAGCAGGGAGUGGCUGCAGAUGGAGCAGCAUUGGUAGCCUCCCCUUUGUUAUCAGCACUAUAGCAGGUGCUGGGCAAAAAAUGUGUUUCCAACCCUGUGAGAGGAGAUCAUGUAGUAUCUUAGAGCCAUUUUUGCCAUUUGAGAAGGAAACAACCACAGUAUUUUAAAUAUUGCCAAAAUAUUUCUGCAUUUAAAUAAGUGGAAAUAAGAGAAUAUACAGUGUAUAAAUAUUAGGAACCAGUGCUUUAAGGGCAAAAAAUGAAUUGACAUCAGCACAGUUUUUGUAGGAACAGCAGGAUGAACUUUUUUUUUUGUUUGCAUUUUUAUCAGCUGGGAACUCAGCUUUCACUGAAUUUGUCCUCUUGUUAAGUUGAGAUUUUAUUUAUUUUCUUUUCCACAUGUACAUUUGUCAUGCUUUUCCAAAUGCCGCGUUGUAGAGCUGUGUAAAAGCACUUUUGUUUUAAUGGUCUGUUGAACAUUUUGACCACCUCAAUCGGGUAUUGAUCGGGGCCACUGCAAACAGCAAAUGGUGCCUGAAAUCGCGUCCUCCAUUCGAGUUAUUGAGGUUGAACUUAACUGACAGUAAUUGAAUCAAAACAAAAAUACAUUCUGCACUACUGUGCUUCCCAAUAUCACUGUUGAAGCUUCAGAAGGAAUAUUUAAUCUUAAAAAAACAAAAAGACUUGAAGCCUAACUUUUUUUUUUGCUAUAUUAAUUUUGAGUAGCACUCACUGCCAAUGUUCAAACACCAUUUCUUCCUAUUGCUCCUACAAAAAGAAGAGAGACAUCAAGCUGACA
Molecule: messenger RNA, 4335 nt
Organism: Chelmon rostratus (copperband butterflyfish)
Lineage: Eukaryota; Metazoa; Chordata; Actinopteri; Chaetodontiformes; Chaetodontidae
Gene: foxo3a
Product: forkhead box O3A
Exons: 2
Coding region: 535-2400 (621 amino acids)
Biological process (GO): regulation of transcription by RNA polymerase II
Cellular component (GO): mitochondrial matrix; nucleus
Molecular function (GO): DNA-binding transcription factor activity, RNA polymerase II-specific; RNA polymerase II cis-regulatory region sequence-specific DNA binding
Source: RefSeq, a predicted model, not a curated record